Messenger RNA from Haemonchus placei, 258 nucleotides. The record is from the annotation of a GenBank genome assembly. Lineage: Eukaryota; Metazoa; Nematoda; Chromadorea; Rhabditida; Trichostrongylidae.
AUGGAAGCUGAUUUGGUUCUUGGAGGAGAAGGCUUAAUUGUCAAUGCGAAUGACAAGCCAGUGUGGCAUAAAACAGUCGACGUUUUGGAACUUCAGUUUGAUGAAGCAGAAGCAGAGUCAAUGUUGUUCCCAGGCAACUUUGCCCUUUAUGCGACAGUGUUGCCGAAAAUUCAAAAAGUUGUGUUCAGCUCGAAAGCCUCCCGCAGGCACGGUAUACGGAUGCAACGGCUAGAAGAGCACAAGAGAAACGAAGGAUGA